CAAUCAAAUUUUAUUGAUCUCGUCCCAUUUUCAAUUCAAAAGACUCUUAUCGACCAAGAUUACUGUAAUGGCCUGGGCCACACGACUCUGGCUCCCAACAUCACAGAACUGCAGGGUCUGGGCAUCGAGUUCUUCCUGGGAUUCGUCCUGGUUCUAACUGUAUUUAGAGCCUGUGACACCCACAAAUCCAACUUCGCCCACGGCAAUUGGUCUUCCCACUGGAUCUAUUGGGUGGGUCCUAUUCUCGGGGACUUGACAGCUGCCCUGCUAGUCAUCCUGAUCCUGGAGGCGAAGCCGGAGACGAAGAUGAAUGAGAUCUACUGAUCAUAAACCCCCCGUAAAUAAAUUGGUUACGUG
Messenger RNA from Drosophila ananassae, 357 nucleotides. RefSeq names its product aquaporin-4. Gene Ontology annotation, biological process: transmembrane transport. The annotation marks the transcript as partial. The record is from RefSeq and is a predicted model, not a curated record. The transcript has a single exon. Gene Ontology annotation, cellular component: plasma membrane. Gene Ontology annotation, molecular function: water channel activity. Lineage: Eukaryota; Metazoa; Arthropoda; Insecta; Diptera; Drosophilidae.